AUGGCCGACGAUAACAGCAAGACGUCUGAGAACGUGGCAAGUACCAACAUCAGCCGCUUCCGUGGAACGCACGAUAUCAAUAACAGUAAGGAUUCUCUUCCUGUCCUGCCGUGGUCUGAGGUCCUCCUUGCCUUGAAAUGUGGUGACACCUUCGUGUCGGCCAAUGUCGUCAGGUUCAUGUUGCCGGUCAUCAAGAAAGAAGAAAAAGCCCUAGCUCGAGAGCACCUUGCUCAACAGUUCAGGGAAACGUUUCCUGGAAAGCCCUUCCAUAUUCGAUUCCCUGAAGGCAAUCAGGGUGACGAGCGCUACACCGAAGUCGAGGUCCGCAAAGACAUAAUCCAUUCAAAAGAGAUCGUGUCAACCGCGGCUACGAAGCGGUGGUCGGUGUUGAGAAAGCCACUCGGCCCUCCUGCUUUGAUCGGUGCAAAUAUUCCGGAUGAUCACUACGUCAUCAAGGUUUCGAACAUUCCAGCUCGACAAUACCUCCUGUUCCUUCGGAGUCUCAAAGCUGUCCUGGCUCAAUCUUUGAGCCGUGGUUCUGACGUCGCGAUCGAAGUGGUCGACGUCUUCUUCGUCGAGGAAUUCCUUGUACUGGCAAAAUUUUGGACUUUCUCUCACAGUGUCGCCGUUGUUGUGCGUCUUCCGGUCAACUCGAACGGUCCAGCUCUGGCACAUGACUGGCCAGGCUAUAUCUGCUGGGACUCGGUGGACCUGCUUACCCCCGAGUACAUGAACCGGUACAACUAUUAUGAGAUCUGCAAGCAUACUGCGCAAGAGCUCGAUGGACCCAACGCCCGGCACGAGACCUCCGCCUGUCCCAAGCGCGGAGUCGAGAGUGCACGCGUGUCGACAGUGAUUGCUUCGCCUCGGCAUGGCAGCCCGAGCAGUGGUGCCAUUGGCAGCGUGGACCAGAGCGGCGGCAGCGUCAGCAGCAGCGGUGCCGGGCGCGUUGGUCAGGAGGUCGGCAGUUCAACAGCAGGGAAGGCGACGAUGAAUUGGUCAAUCAAUUGGGACCUGGCACCAUGGCGCUCUCUGUUCUUGAUGCGGGGCAACAUGAACCUGGCCGAGUUCGGGGCUAGAUAUCUGGCUGGCCAAGGCGAGGUGGACCUCGGGCUAGGGCAUGGCCGGGUGGCGGGCGCGGCCACAAAUGUGUACGCUCGUGUUUCCAGUCUUGCUGAAUCUCCUACCGGGGCAAAAGGUGGCAUCGAUCUCCUCAAAGCAGGAAUAGGCUCGGUCGGGAUGACGGAGGAGACAACGACGCAUGUCAAAGACUGGUGA
Moesziomyces antarcticus is the source of this 1278-nucleotide messenger RNA. RefSeq lists its product as uncharacterized. The transcript has 3 exons. NCBI's taxonomy places the organism in Eukaryota, Fungi, Basidiomycota, Ustilaginomycetes, Ustilaginales, Ustilaginaceae. The record is from RefSeq and is a predicted model, not a curated record. Bases 1 to 1278 code for a protein of 425 amino acids.